ACUUUAGCACGUCGCACGUGCAGUGUAAAGUGCUGUAGAAUAAAAAACUAUUUUAUUGUAUUUAAUUCCUUUAUAAAAAUCUAAUGAAUUAAAACCAAAAAAUGGCAGAUAAACUAUUUUUGAACAAUGACGAUAUUCCCUACGAACCAUCAGAAUCAGAAGAUGAACUGAGCGAAGUAGAAAAAGAAAUUCUCAAAGAGGUUCGUAGAGGCAAAAAGAAAAAAUCCGAUCCCAAACAAGAGAUUCUAGCUUUCGACGAGAGUGCGGAUUCUGAUGAUGAGGAUGCAGCUGCGGAUGAUAUAAUCGGUGAUAGUGACAUUGAACGUGGCGAUGAAUACGAUGGAAUCCCGGAUUCGAAAGCCUGGGGCAAGCAACGUCGCUCGUACUAUAAUACAGAUUUUGUCGAUCAAGACUACAGUGCUUACAAUGAACAAGAAGAAGAGCAAGCCCAGCAAGAGGAAGAAGAAGCGAAAGCUAUUCAAAUGAGACUGGCAAAACAACUAGAUGAAGCCGACUUUUUCCUUGAUCUUCCCACCGGAGAUGGAGUAUCAGCUUCUGAUGAUGACGAACACGUUAAUCUCAAAGCGAAGUCAAAAAAAUCUGACGAUCAAAGCACAUAUCUUAAGUCAGACUUUAGUAAUAUGUCCCAGCGACAGAUACAACAACUCUUCAAGAAAGAUUCUCCAGAAUUUGAGGGCCUGGUUGAAGAUUUUCACACGUAUUUGGAUGAAAGUAAGAAUAUUCUUACUCCCGUCAUAGAGUUUGCCAAUAGCAUGGAAAUCAAUUUGCCUAUCUUUGACUUCGUAAGAACGAGAGACAAUAUGGUUAUGACAUAUUGCACCAAUGUAGCCUUUUAUUUGCUACUCAAGUCACAGAGAAUAUCGAUAAAAAAUCAUCCAAUAACCAAACGUUUGGUGACUCUAAAAAAACUUAUCAAUCAAGUCCAACAGAGAUACGAGGAUGUUGUAAAACCUCAACUUGAAGAACUCCUAAGGCGAAUCAAUUCUGGAGAAGAGGUGGAAAUUGAUUUGAAACCAGUCGAAAAGGUUAAGGAGAAAUCAAAGAAGAAGUUGCGAGCUUUGAGGGAAUCCAAUGGUGGAGAAGAUGGGGACAGUGGCGAAGAGUAUGACGAGGAACCGAGCAGUAAGCGAGUUAAAAUGCUUGACGAAGAUGAUGAUGGUACAACAGACGAAGACGCAGAAGAAGAAGGAGAAGAGGGUGAAGAAGAUGAAGGUGAUGCCGAACGUCGUGGCAUCACAUAUCAAAUCGCAAAGAACAAAGGUCUUAUGCCGCAUCGCAAGAAGGAACUUCGGAAUCCUCGAGUCAAGCAUCGCAGCAAAUUCCGCAAAGCACUUAUUCGUCGCAAAGGUGCUGUCCGAACAGUGCGCAAGGAAACCCAACGCUAUGGUGGAGAAAUGUCUGGUAUCAAAGCGACAACGAAGAAGGGAAUCAAAAUCAAAUCUUAAUAAGAAACGAAUUUAUUAUUAUAAUUUUGUUUUUUACUUUGUAUUCUGUGUAAUAAAAUAUUUAAAACUCCUGUUUUCCUA
Messenger RNA from Eupeodes corollae, 1547 nucleotides. It is a transcript of the gene Sas10, whose product is annotated as something about silencing protein 10. Lineage: Eukaryota; Metazoa; Arthropoda; Insecta; Diptera; Syrphidae. The transcript has a single exon. The record is from RefSeq and is a predicted model, not a curated record. The coding region runs from base 102 to 1466 and encodes 454 amino acids. Gene Ontology annotation, biological process: maturation of SSU-rRNA from tricistronic rRNA transcript (SSU-rRNA, 5.8S rRNA, LSU-rRNA). Gene Ontology annotation, cellular component: small-subunit processome; nucleolus.